UAUAUCUUUUUAUAUGUAUAUGUUGCCCUAAAAUAUUAAAUUCGUCUUUACAGAAAUUCAAGUUUAGAAAUAUCCUCGAUGUAAUCUGACAACACAUCAUUUCAAAACCACGGGAAAUUUCCCCAAAAAGCAACACUUGAACAGCUGGCUAACGUAAACAAACUGAAUUUUUAUCCUGGCGGCGUAAGCUAUCAUGCCACUUGACAAAAAAUAUGUCGAGUGACAUAAAUUUGAAAAAAGGAGCUCUUCAGUCUGCCGCGUAUGACACUGUUUUACAGAUAUGCCUGCGUGUGGUGUCCUUUGUUUUAAAUGCAAUGGUGGUACGUUACAUAGGACCUGCUGUUUUGGCAGUAUGUUCUGUGCGGCUUCUGCUCCUCUACUCAACAACUUUGCUGCUUACCCGUGAAGCAUUUAGACGUGCUGCUCUUGCUGCAAAAGAGCAUCAAGUCAACUAUAAGCUUGUAAAUCUGAUCUGGGCAAGUUUAACUACGCUUCUUCCAGUGGGAUGCAUCCUCAGCUAUGUUUGGAGAGACGUGAUGGACCCACCACCUCAGGAGGUGUUAGCAGAGCCAUCGCACUACCCUGCUUGCCUUGUCAUCAUCCUCCUCUCUUGUGCUGUGGAGCUUUUUGCUGAAGUGCCUUUCAUUCUUGCUGAGCUGCAACUGUGGACCAAAACGAGAGUGAUGAUUGAGGGAGCCAUGCAGGUUGUGCGGUCAAUAUGCAUUGCUGGUGUGGUGGUGGUUGUCCCUCACUAUGCUGUGAUUGGCUACUCCAUCUCACACCUGAUUGGCUCGUGUGUCUACUGCUUAUCUUAUUACUUGGUCUUCAUGAAAGCCUUCAGAGACAAGACCCUUGUCAAGACUCUGCCAUUUCAAACCAUUCGUCAGCUGUUGCCGUCACGAGGCCCUGGUGAAAUUUAUCCGCGAGUGGAGCAGGAGACCCUGAAGGUAACACGAGGCUUCCUGCUGCAGUGUUGGCUGAAGGAGCUACUGACGGAGGGCGAGUGGUUCCUGAUGAACCUACUGCCUCUGGUAUCACUGGCGCAGCAGGGUACUUACCAGGUAGUAAGCAAUUUAGGUGCUCUUGGAGCACGCCUCGUAUUGCGGAGCAUCGAGGCAGCUGCUUACAAGUUCUUUGCCCAGACACUGCAUCGCGAGCAACCUCUAGAGCUGCAGGAUAAGAAGAAAGUACGAGAAGCUGCUCAGUUCCUGGAGUUGUUGUUACGUCACUUGUCGCUGAUAUCGCUUGUGGUUCUCUGCUUUGGGUACAGCUACUCCCACACUCUGCUUCAGCUGUACGGUGGUAAUACCCUGAGCUCCGAGGGCACGCCUCUGAUGAGGGCACAGUGUCUCCUGUUGGUCUUCCUCGCCCUCAACGGCGUCACCGAAGCCUACACUUUUGCUGCCAUGAACCACAAGCAACUGCACUGGCACAGCUCGCUGCUGGUGGUGUUCUCUGUGGCGUACCUCGCUGGAGCCGCGGCACUCACACACCUCCUGGGCGUCGUGGGCUUCGUCUGGGCGAACUGCUUCAACAUGGCUCUCAGAAUUGCUCAUGGGUGGUGGUUCAUCGAGCGUCAAUAUAGACCCACGGAGCUAAGACCUUUGCGUGGUCUGAGGCUCUCGGCUUCAUCGGUCACAGCGUGCGCCGCAGCCUUCAUAAUCACGGCCAUAUCUGAGGCUUACGUGUCGAGCAUAAGUGUCGUCCUGCACGUGGCGGUGGGCGGCGUGACGUUCGUACUGGUGCUGUACCUGCUGAGGGAGGAGCUAGAGGACGUCUACACCUCCGCCCUGUCUGCCUGCGACCGCCUGCUUCUACGUGUCGGCGCCCCAGGGUUUGGGGUGGACAGGGGAGAAGGAGCGAACUAUCAGGGAGUUCAUCUGUCCAAUUGUUAUCUCGCCAAGUUACAUUGUGUUUUGUAUGGGAAGAUCCGAAGUGAUCAUAAGAAGAGGUGACGGCACCUUUUGUUCCAGUGAGGUAACGGACUUAAUUUCUCCAGUGAAAGUGACGGCAUUCUUGCCGAAAACGUUAUUUAUUAUAGGAAAUUCGUGGCAUUCCAUGUAAAUUUUUUUGCUGUAUAAUUUUCAUUAAUUUUUAAUAGAGUAAUUAGUGUAAAUUUUUUCUGUCUGUCAUCAUUAUUGCUUUGUUGAAUAGUUUAUUAUGGCAUUUUUAUAUUUUCAUUGGAUCGUUGACAUAUAAAGAGAACAAAUAUAUAAUUUAUCAAG
Hyalella azteca is the source of this 2225-nucleotide messenger RNA. Its product is annotated as protein RFT1 homolog. The transcript is spliced from 11 exons. NCBI's taxonomy places the organism in Eukaryota, Metazoa, Arthropoda, Malacostraca, Amphipoda, Hyalellidae. The record is from RefSeq and is a predicted model, not a curated record. Gene Ontology annotation, cellular component: endoplasmic reticulum membrane. The coding region runs from base 213 to 1955 and encodes 580 amino acids. Gene Ontology annotation, biological process: glycolipid translocation; dolichol-linked oligosaccharide biosynthetic process.